This is a messenger RNA of Penicillium alfredii, 3570 nucleotides long. RefSeq names its product heavy metal translocating P-type ATPase. Gene Ontology annotation, molecular function: ATP hydrolysis activity; ATP binding; P-type divalent copper transporter activity. The coding region runs from base 1 to 3570 and encodes 1189 amino acids. The transcript has a single exon. Gene Ontology annotation, cellular component: membrane. NCBI's taxonomy places the organism in Eukaryota, Fungi, Ascomycota, Eurotiomycetes, Eurotiales, Aspergillaceae. Gene Ontology annotation, biological process: copper ion homeostasis; monoatomic cation transport. The record is from RefSeq and is a predicted model, not a curated record.
AUGGCUCCGAGUGAUAAACUAUUGCCGCCUCAGUCGAGGCCGACCACCAUCCUAGUCAACAACCUACACUGCCCUUCGUGCGCGACACACGUCGAAGAGACUCUUUCGGCUCUCAAGCCGCCUCCUUUUUCCAUUUCGACAUCUAUCCUUCGACACGAGAUAGAAAUCGUGCACCCCAUUUCGCUCAGCACCGACCGCAUCGUGGGCGCACUCGAGGCUGCUGCCUUCGAGGUUGACAGCGUUAUUGUCCACGCUAACGAAGUUUAUAUCGAUGCCGAGGCCUGUACCGCAGAACGUCCAAGAAGCUAUCGUAGCGAGAUAGAACAUGAUGCCCUUGCUCAAUCUGAACUGCACAUCGCAAAAUGCGAUGCAUGUUCCGCACAGCUCGAUAUGCAGUCGUCGAAGAAAACCCCUACCGUUGGCAAGGAAAAAGUCGCCGGCAAGAAAGAUCAGCACGGUCUGCAAGAGUCUCAGACAGAAGAAGAAGUUCUAGUGUCCGUUAUGGAUGACCGUCUCAUUGACACUCGGGCGCGAGUCACACUGUCCGUCAGUGGGAUGUCAUGCAGCUCCUGUGUGAGUAAGAUUACCGGGGUCUUGGAAACUCGACCCUGGGUGCAAUCGGCCGACGUCAAUCUCUUGACAAGUAGUGCCGUUGUCAUGGUUCUGGACAAGUCGCACGUGGACGAGUUGCUCGAGACAGUUAGGGGAACAGGUUAUGCCACGGAACUGAUUGAGUGUGAGGAGAUCCGAUUCCAGCAGCCAUCGAAUGCGUCUGGGCUGGGUGAUACGUGGCGAGCUUCGUACAUCAUCCAAGGCAUGACCUGUAGCUCCUGCGUCGGGAAGGUGACCGACACGCUGAAGCAGUAUGAGUGGAUAAACACAGUGGAUGUGAACCUCGUCUCCGCCAGUGCGACAGUGGAGUUCCGAGGUAAGGAUCGCCUGGGCGAGAUUCCUGGCAUCAUCAACGGCCUUGGUUACACAGUCACCCUUAGCGACGUCGAGAGCAGGACCCUCUCCGGCCAACCCAGCUUGAAGCGGUCGGUGACCAUCCAGGUGGAGGGAAUGCAUUGUCCACACUGUCCGCAGCGGAUUAUCGAUGCCCUAGCCGUCUAUUCGGACCGAUUGGAAGUGACCACGCUUCCUAGCAAGACACAACCCAAAAUUUCCGUGAGCUAUCUGCCCAAGGCACCAAAUUUUACAAUCCGGCAUAUCAUGCGCACGAUCACCGAUAUCGACAAGGCAUUUGCCGUUUCGGUCUACCGCCCUCCGAGCCUUGAGGAACGCUCUCAAGCGAUGCAUCGCCGGUACCAAUGGCAAAUCACUCGCCGGUUGAUUUUGGCCCUACUCGCUGCUAUCCCGACUUUUAUCAUUGGUGUGGUGUAUAUGUCCCUGGUCCAUAGCGACAAUCCCGGCCGGAUUUACCUCGAUGAGCGUAUGUGGUCGGGUGAAGCAUCGCGCUCUGAAUGGGCGCUUUUCAUCACGUCGACUCCUGUGUAUUUCUUCGCGGCAGACAUUUUCCACCGCCGCAUGCUCACUGAGCUCAUGGCGCUCUGGCGACCCGGAAACAAAACACCUAUCUUGCGCAGGUUCUAUCGCUUUGGAAGCAUGGAUAUGCUCAUGUCACUGGGCACCAGCAUCGCCUACUUCUCAUCCAUUGCAAUCCUGGCCAUCAAUGCCUCGCAGCCACGCGGUAGCCCUAAGGCAUCUCAUACGGGAUCGUACUUUGAUGCGGUCGUCUUUUUGACCAUGUUUCUGAUGAUCGGCCGGCUGCUCGAGGCCUACAGCAAAGCCAAAGCGGGAAAUGCAGUUAGCCUUCUGGGCAAGCUGCGCCCGACAGAGGCAACACUAGCGGAAGCGGUUGAAGCGGGCAGUCUCUCCACCUCUCCGAACCCAAGCAUAGUUCCAAUCGACCAAUUAGAGUACGGAGACGUUGUGCGGGUGGCGAACGGUGCCUCACCUCCAUAUGACGGAACUAUAGUCUAUGGAGAGUCACAGUUCGAUGAGUCGAGUCUGACUGGAGAAUCAAAACCGGUCUCCAAGUCUAUUGGAGACGAAGUCUUUUCGGGGACAGUCAACCAGGCAAGCCCGGUCUUGGUCCGUAUGAACCGCCUUUCGGGCGACUCGAUGCUGGAUCAGAUUAUCAACGCUGUUCGCCAGGGCCAGAUCCGUCGAGCGCCAAUAGAGCGUACUGCUGACUUGAUUACGGGUUUCUUUGUUCCCGUUGUCACUCUUAUCGCGGUGUUGGAUUGGGUGAUUUGGUUGGGACUUGGUAUAUCCGGCCAAUUGCCCGACUCCUGGAAGGGCGACACCCUAGGAGGCUGGAGUUUCUGGUCGUUGCAGUUCGCCAUUGCAGUUUUCGUCGUGGCAUGCCCCUGUGGCAUCGGACUCGCAGCGCCGACAGCUCUUUUUGUCGGUGGUAGCCUCGCGGCUCAGCAUGGGAUCCUCGUCAAAGGUGGGGGUGAAGCGUUCCAAGAGGCCAGCAAUCUUGAUUGCAUCGUCUUCGAUAAAACCGGCACAAUCACUGAGGGCGGUGAGCCAUCUAUUACUGAUCAUGAAGUAACAACCAACGAAGGCGUCGAUGAUCUUUGGGGCGCCGUUAUAGAGCUCGAACAGAAUACCAGUCACCCGAUUGCUAGGGCGGUGGUGUCUUUUGCCACCUCUAAGCAAUCACCAGACCUCAAAGUACUUAAGGUGGAAGAAAUACCGGGAAAAGGUAUGAAAGGCUCAUUCGGCUCUCGCAGUCGGGUCUCGUCUGUCCUGGAAGUCAUUGUGGGCAAUGAAGCCUUGAUGCAAGAUCAUGGAAUCGUCAUUCCUUCGGCUAAUGCCGAAAAAUUGAGAGCCUGGAAGCACCAGGCCAAGUCUGUGGUCGUGGUAGGGCAAAGAACCUGCCCGGAACAAUCCGCCACCGAAGCAGUCCCCUGGAAGCUCUCCAUGAUGUUGGCAGUGGCCGACGCUAUCCGCACCGAGGCCAAGGGGACUGUCAAGGCUAUCCAGGAUCGGGGCAUCGCGGUGUGGAUGAUAUCGGGGGAUAACCCGACGACUGCGCAUGCGGUGGGUAGCGUGGUCGGGAUCCCUCCAGAGAACAUCAUUGCCGGUAUUCUGCCCGAACAGAAGGCGGAAAAGAUUCGAUAUCUCCAGAAAACCCUGCGUAAGAAAUCAGGCUCCGCCCACGCACUUGUCGCGAUGGUUGGUGAUGGGAUCAACGAUUCGCCCGCGCUAACCGCGGCCGACGUCGGCAUUGCCAUCGGUUCAGGGUCGGAUAUUGCGAUCUCGGCCGCUGAAUUUGUCCUCGUGUCUUCUCGCCUUUCCACUAUCCUGACGCUCAUCGAUCUUAGCCGCGUCGUUUUCCGCAGGAUCAAGUUCAACUUUGCAUGGGCGUUGAUUUACAACUGCAUUGCCGUGCCCGUCGCUGCGGGAGUAUUUUACCCCAUUGUCAGCAAUGGCAGCCAUAUUCGUUUGGACCCUGUCUGGUCCAGCCUCGCUAUGGCGUUGAGCAGUGUCAGCGUCAUAUCUAGCAGUCUUUUGAUGAAAACGCGACUGCCACUGUUCGGGUUCAAAUCGGAUAAUUAA